Messenger RNA from Boleophthalmus pectinirostris (great blue-spotted mudskipper), 3189 nucleotides. It is a transcript of the gene golim4a, whose product is annotated as golgi integral membrane protein 4a. The coding region runs from base 460 to 2550 and encodes 696 amino acids. Gene Ontology annotation, cellular component: Golgi membrane; Golgi apparatus. The record is from RefSeq and is a predicted model, not a curated record. The transcript has 16 exons. Lineage: Eukaryota; Metazoa; Chordata; Actinopteri; Gobiiformes; Gobiidae.
UGCUGGGCUGACACGUAACUAAAGUUAAAGGUGCUGCGAAGGCCUCGGCUACGACUUCAACAUUGACUUUUCUACGCGUUUGACCUAUUGUCUGAGAAGGGGAAAAAUCCGACAACACGAAACGAGGGCGGCGGAAGCGGUGCGCGCAUCCUGUGUGCGGUCUGUAGUCAGUCAGAAGUGGGUUUUCAACGUGAAGAAGUUGGCGAAAACCUGAGCGGAUACUUUGAAGUCAUUCUGCAAGUCGUGAGAGAGCCAUGUAUGCAUAAAUAAUGUAAACCACUGCAUGUGACUGACUUUAUUGCAAGUUUGACCGCGGGAAUGCCCGGGGAAAGAGGAUAGCGGUCUCCUCAGGCUUGUCCGUGCGUGCGUGGAAAAAGUUGCGAGGGAAGUUUCUGAGGAGCAGCAGCAGAGACGGGGCUGAAAGGCGCAGACGGCGGAGGGGAAGGGUGGGGGUCCAACAUGGGCAACGGGGUGUGCUCCCGGAGGCAGCGGAGGAUCUUCCAGUGCCUGCUCCUGCUGACCGUGGUGUGUGGCAUGAUGUACGGCGCCCUGAUUUCAUACGAGAUGCACAAACAGCUCAAGAGGACCGAGGCCAUGGCGCUCAAGUAUCAGCAGCACCAGGAGUCACUGUCCGCGCAGCUCCAAGUGGUGUACGAGCACAGAUCCAGGUUGGAAAAAUCUCUUCAGAAGGAGAGGUUAGAACAUAAAAAAGCCAAAGAAGAUUUUCUUGUGUACAAACUUGAAGCACAGCAGAGCAUAAAUAAGGAAAAGUCAGAUGCCAACAGCAGAUUAAACUCUUUACAAGUACAACACCAGAUGUUAAAGAAUCAGCAUGAGGACCUGAAGAAGCAGUACUACGACCUGCAGGAGAAGCACCAGUUGCAGGGGGAGGACCACAGCCGGCUCCUGGAUGAACACAAAGACCGUUACGACAAACUGCACCAGGCCAGAGAGCAGGAGGUCUCACAGCUCAAAGAAAGUAUGUAUAACCUGAGAGAGGAGAAUAAGCAGUUGAGAAAGGCCCACCAUGACAUCCACACACAGCUCCAGGAUGCACAGGUUCAACACAACAACUUGAAGGCAGCUCAUGAUCAGCUUGCACUGACUCUGGAGGACCACAAGAGUGCGCUGGCUGCAGCUCAGGUCCAAGUGGAUCACUACAAACAGCUGAGCCUCCUAAAACUGUCUGAAAAUGCCCCGGCUCUGCCCCACCAAGCAGCUGCCGGUGCACCUGCCUCGCACGUGGAGCCUGACCCGCACAAACCGAGAGAGGAGGAGGAGAGGCAGCAUCAAGUCCAGCCUGCGGAGGUGUCCAAGCUGGAUCAUCAAGAAGAUGAGCCACACGCCCAUGCCCCAGAGGCCUUGUCCCACCCCACUGAACCCCACCACGCACAGACUCUGACGGAGGAGAAGAAGGUGGAGGAGAAGGUGGAUGCAGAGGAGGACCAGGAGGGGGAGGCAGAGAGGCGCAGGGAGCUGGCAGAGGAGCACAUGGCCCAGGCCGGACAGCCCCAAAAACUGGAGGAGGACCAAGAGGAGGAGGAGGGGCCAGAGCAGGAGCUACCUGACGAGAACGCCAUAGAACACCAGCAGUCACACAGGGAGUCUCAAUCAGACCUUCACAAGGACGCCCAGCCUCUGCCCGGUGCCCAGGCCCCGGUGGAGCAUGUCAAGUCUGCCUACGAACAGCAGCAGGAGCAGCAGCGUCUGGAGGCUCAGCGGGCCGAGCAGCACAGACAGAUUCAGCUGAAACAGGAGCAAAUGCUGGCGGAGCAAGGGCGCGUGAUGAGGGAGAGGGAGCAGAGGCUGAGAGACGAGCAGGAGAGAGAGAAUCAACAGCACCGCGAGGCAGAUCGAAGAGAGCAGAUACUCAGAGAGGAGCAGCACAGGAAAAAGUCUGAGUAUGAAAAUCUGGACAAUGACAUAGUGCAGGGUGAAGUGGAGCAUCGCAACAAUGACGAAGAAGAAGAUGUCCAUAUGCUGCAUGAAGAUGAGGAGGGGCAAGAAAAUGAAGACCACAGAGUCCCUUCACAUCAACAGGUGGCAGUAGACGUGGAGCCCGACCCUGAAGAUGACCCCAAUAACCAGGGCGAGGAUGAGUUUGAGGAGGCGGAGGAUGAGAGGGUGCAGCACAGAGAGCCAGAGGAGGGGGUGGAGGAGGACGAGGAGGAGCCCGCCGCCCGAUCCCAGCACAGAGACACUCACCCCGGGCACGAGCAGCCUGUGGUGGAGGAGGAGCUGGUGAUGGCAGGAAACCCAGAUCAACAAGAAGACACACUAGACGAUCAGUAUCAAGAGGAAGGAGAGGAUGAGCAGGGGCAGGAGGAGCUGGCCGAUGGUGGAGCAAAGCGAGAAGAAGAGCCAGAGGAGGAAGGCGAAGACACAUAUAAUGAGGACAACAUAGAACAGGAUGAGGAGAAAAACCAAGAGGAACCCAGAAAGGAGCACGGCCACCCGAACAACGAGGAGGAGAACUACGAGGAGGAGGAAGAGGAGGUAGAAGAGGACAACGCUGGACGGGACAAGCCCAGACGAAGAGCUGAGAUGUAGGACACUGGGAGGGCGUCUGUUGGACACGUGUGAGACAGUGGACAAGGACAUCCCAUUGUGCCUUUAAACGUACCACGCGCUGUCAGAGAAGCAGCCAAUCACGAGAGUCACUGUGCCUUAAAGCAACACGUCUUUUCAAAUCUUCAGUGAAUAUAUUUUCUUACACUGACGAAAUAUUUUUAGUCAUUUCAACUUUCAACGCAAUUUUGGAUAGAGGCCUGUCUGGAUUUGAAAAGCGCACAAGCAGGCUGCGAAUGUACUUUGGUUUUUUUGAGUUUUGUAAAAGAAAAAGUUAAAUUAUGUUAUGUCCGAAUGUUUGUCCGAAUGUGUCAAAAUGGCGGAGUCAUUCCAAUCAAGUCUUUGUUAUUUAUUUUUGAUUGGUCAACACUGACAAUCAUAAAAAACACUAGUAUUUUCUAGCCUUUUUUCUAUUUCAGAUUUUUGUAUUCAUAGUCAGAGAACACAAGGUCUAGUAGUAGCAGUUUACAUGAUUGCCAAACCUAAAGCAGUCUUCUGUAAUUUUAGCCUACUGUACAAUGUAUAGUGAAUAUAAUGCUGGUUGUUUGUACAUUUCUAUAGUUUAUAUGUUUUUUUAUGUGUCUGGAUGUUUGUUACUGGAACAAAAUGUGGAAUAAAUAC